AUGACACACUGGCCCCAUCUAUCUUCGAAUCCGAUCGGCAACGGACUUCCUAUUCCCGUCGGCCCGACAACGUCAUAUGUGCCGAAGGAUUUGCCCGACCGCCCCCGCGCUUUCAAACGCCUCGCGGACGAGCGUCACCCACGCCUCCGACGCAUGCUGCCCGAAGCCGUAUUCGACCAACUUAGUCGAGAACGUGAAGCAGGCGCCCCACACCAGUACACUACCACCGAGCUCCGUGCCGUUGUUAGGCACGUCUCUACACUCCCGCCUCCGCAAAACGUGCACGCCAGCACCUCUUCCAGCCGUUCUCUAGCAGAUCGCCUCAUCGCCGCCCCGACCUACACCUCCAUCGCCCUGAAGCCCGUCACCAUCGACUUCUCUCGCUACACGGCCGCCGACCUCGCCUGCAUUUUCGCGCCGAAAUUUGCCGCCACCCUUAAACGCUUCAACGUGCUCGAGUCGCUCAACUGCCCCGACGUUCUAACCGACGACAUCAACGCCGUCUUCAAGCUUCGCGACCUCCUCGCUCACCUCGAUUGCACCCUCAAAGACGUCUCACGUGUCAUCAGUAUCGAGGAGUGGAAUCGCUGGGACUCAGGAUUGAAGCAGAUCGGCGGGAUCUCGUUCAAAGGACUACGGCGUAACCGAGUCCAGAUUUUUAAAGCACUUCAUGCGGUUUGGGUCAACGGUUACUUCGAUUAG
Phanerochaete carnosa HHB-10118-sp is the source of this 702-nucleotide messenger RNA. RefSeq lists its product as uncharacterized. Lineage: Eukaryota; Fungi; Basidiomycota; Agaricomycetes; Polyporales; Phanerochaetaceae. Bases 1 to 702 code for a protein of 233 amino acids. The record is from RefSeq and is a predicted model, not a curated record. The transcript has 3 exons.